AUGUGGGGCCAGGACGAAGAACAAAAAGAAAAAGGAGUAGGACGGGUUCAAGAAUGUGGUAGAGAGGUUCCUGGUCCAACGUUUGAAUGUACUGGCAGCGGCAAUAGAAAGGACGAUUUCCUGUCAAUGGCAGGAAAAUUCAUCAGACGGCGCUUUAUAGAAAACUUAAAUAUACAGAGAUUCCAAUUGUACAUUGACUUCCCUAAGAUGGGCUCACUGGCUCGAAGAUUGGAUAUAUGGAUUGAUUAUGCAAUGAUGAGGGCUGUGCCGGAGCUUGUUCUUCGCAUUGACUGCUUAACCAGUGAUACACAUGUUGGUCACCGCAUUAACGCUUUAUCAAGUCAUCAAAGGCUCCAUUAUGCUAUACCUCAAUUUGCUGUUGAAGCUACGUGGCUAAAAAUUUUGGGGUUUAGUGGCUGUAGAUAUGCGACUUGUUUGGACAUCAAACUUCCCCAGCUGCUGAGCCUUUUAUUAUGUCAUUCCUGCUUUGAUGAUAAGUCUCCAUUGGAAAGGUUUCUCCUUGGAUGCCCACUGGUUGAGAAUGUGAAGAUAUCAGGCUGCAAUUGGAUGGACAAACUUCUCUCUGUCCCGAACUUACCUGAAUUGAAGCAUUUUGAGUGUUUGUUCUGUGAUAUGGUUGAUAUUAUUCAAAUCAAUGCAGCUAAGCUUCGUACUUUCUCAUUUGCGACAUUGAAGGAAGUCAAAGAACUUUGGCCAAUGACCAUUGACUGGACAGCCUGUGCUACAGCACUGAAGGAGUUGAAAAUAUAUGUGAAUGGUGCCGCUGACAUUGAUAUGUUAGAGACACCGAUAUCUCAGCUUCUCUUUCUUGAAACAUUGGAUAUACGGGGCUGCAAAAGUUAUGCGGGUUUCAAGAUCUCAAACCAAACUCUUAAGAGAUUGAUCUUUAGAGAUUGCAGUCACAUGUCAGCUACUCAACUUGAUGCUCCAAAGUUAGAGUUGCUUGAAUUCAACAACUGCGAUAAACCUUUUCUUCCUUGCAAUGCCUCGAAUAAACUUCAGAUUAACUUUAGUUUGUUCUUUUGGGGACAUUCAAUUGAGUGGCUUUUGCGAUUGAAGUAUUUUCUCAGGACGUUAAAGCAUUGGGAAGAUGUGAAACUGAUCGUCUAUCCUGAACAUCAGGUACUACACUUCUUUCUUAACCACUUAGCUAAGGUUUUAUGA
Coffea arabica (coffee) is the source of this 1185-nucleotide messenger RNA. The record is from RefSeq and is a predicted model, not a curated record. NCBI's taxonomy places the organism in Eukaryota, Viridiplantae, Streptophyta, Magnoliopsida, Gentianales, Rubiaceae.